CAUGGAUGUUGACAUUUCCCAACUCCUCACCGUCUCCCAUCGGGCUCUUGGAGGAUGGGAUUGCCUUGGAAGGCGGCGGCUUGGUCUUCGGGUGGCUUUCGGGGCCGCGUGAAGCGCAAGCACGCGUUCCGACCACGGAAGCAAAACCAUCAUCUUUGCGCCGCUCCCGGCCCUUUGAUUGGUGGCCGCAUCGCAGCUACGGUUACGGCUCGCAAGUCCUUCCCCGCCAUGCAUGCCGCGUUAGGACCAGCUUGUCUGAUCACUACUUUUUGUUUGGUGACGGCCAGCCUUAACUUCAGGCACCGGACGUGUUUGUUUCUCCGUGGGGCUAGGAUCCUCAUCCAUGGCGUCUCACGGAUCUCACAUCUCAACUUCACUCAACGGUUCAAGUGAAGCUGGUUCCUGCCAAGACGGGCCGCGUUUCAUCAGCAGUGGAUAUCAUCGCUGGCGUUGGUGUCGAACAGGGUCGAAACUUAGUCACUCCCGUCCCACGACAGAUGUGUAGCCUGCCCCACAUUCAAGUUACUUUCAAGGAAGUCCCGUUGGUCAUUAGUGUCGUACAUCCGGAG
This is a messenger RNA of Aplosporella prunicola CBS 121167, 569 nucleotides long. RefSeq lists its product as uncharacterized. The transcript has a single exon. The record is from RefSeq and is a predicted model, not a curated record. NCBI's taxonomy places the organism in Eukaryota, Fungi, Ascomycota, Dothideomycetes, Botryosphaeriales, Aplosporellaceae. Bases 55 to 393 code for a protein of 112 amino acids.